Molecule: messenger RNA, 661 nt
Organism: Dimorphilus gyrociliatus
Lineage: Eukaryota; Metazoa; Annelida; Polychaeta; Dinophilidae
Source: the annotation of a GenBank genome assembly
AAUGUUUGGUUUGUCUGUUCCACCAUUUACACUCAAAUCAAAAUCAUAUGGUAUUAUUGCACCCGCUUUCGCUAACGAAAUAGAAUUGUCUCUAGCCUGCAAAAUGAUCUGUGAUGCAGUAUCAAAAUUUGCAGUUAAACAUAAAUGCGAGAAGAGAUGGGCCAAUGACGUCACACAUUUUAUUAGCAAUUGUCAAAAGAGGAAAAGUGUUAAAAUUACAGAUUGUCAACUAACUUCAACUCUUCAUGAAGUUAAAUUCUAUGUUGCCAGCCCAGCUUGUAGCAAAAUAAGAAAUGCAUCAAUAAAUUUUGAACAAGCAAAAUUUCAACUAACUAAUAUCUUAGAAGAGAAAGAAUCAAUUAUAGGAGAAAUAAAGAUGAUUGAUUCAAAUGACUAUGAAGAUACUGAAUCCUGGUUUUUGAAAUACGGUUACCAGUCUCCUUUGCAAUUGAGUCAAUUUUGUGGAGAAUUUGGAUAUGAUCCACUAUACUCUUUCAUCUAUUAUAAAAAUCUAGUUGAAAAAGUUGACAUGGUUUACCUUAACUGUGGCGAUAAUAUAAUCAAAAAUUGUUUCCUGUCAGCCUUAAAAAAUAGAGUUUUCAAUGAUAAGGACAACCUGACCCAGAUUUCUGAGCUGGUUGAAUUUGAUCAGUUCACUUGA